Oppiella nova is the source of this 340-nucleotide messenger RNA. NCBI's taxonomy places the organism in Eukaryota, Metazoa, Arthropoda, Arachnida, Sarcoptiformes, Oppiidae. The record is from the annotation of a GenBank genome assembly.
AUUCAUUGAUAACCUGAAGGAUAGCGCGAAGGGAACGUCAUGUAUGGCCAGUCUGUCUGACAAACUCACGCGCGCCUGUUGUAAGAGAUUCCUGGAUAGGGCGGCCAGUAUACCUGAAAAGGAACGGGAUCAUCAGACCCAAUGCGAGACCUUUAAAAACCUACGCAAUUGUGUGGAGCAUAUCGCUGAAGCCGAUUGCGUCAGAGGCGGCACAAGUGGUCAGCCUAUUGCUCAAAACCCUCGACCUGACGCCCAUUCCCGUGACUGCCCCGGGAGGCCAUCUGACGGCUAUGGUAGCCACUCGUGGUUGUGGGCGGGCUGUUGUUAUUGGGUGGGAUAG